Molecule: messenger RNA, 937 nt
Organism: Melanotaenia boesemani (Boeseman's rainbowfish)
Lineage: Eukaryota; Metazoa; Chordata; Actinopteri; Atheriniformes; Melanotaeniidae
Exons: 6
Coding region: 90-692 (200 amino acids)
Source: RefSeq, a predicted model, not a curated record
CGGCCAGUCUUUACCCCAGCCGACCUGCCAGAGCUCAGCUCUCCUGUUCUUGCUGUCGCAUCCACUAGACUAUCAUUUGACUUCUAAACAUGUCUGUUCAGCUUUGUUUGGCUUUGCUGGCUCUCUCCUCAUUGACAGCUGCGUCUGAUCCAGACUGUGAUGAGCUCACUAAGCCUCUGGAGGAUCGAAGUAAGAUUCAUGGAAAAUGGAUAUUCCAUGUUGGAACAUCAGACAGCGAGGAGCAACUAAAAGCAAUGAAAAGUAUUUACAGCUCCUGGAUGGAAUUGUCACCUUUACCUGGAAGCGAUGAGUUCAGCCUGCGCUAUGGAGACAAAUAUGAUGGAAAAUGCUACUAUGGAACUGUUAAUUCCACCACUUCUGGAAACUCUGUCAAAGUGACAUUUUACUUUAACUCCUCCGCUUGUGAGCAUGUUGGGAAACAUCUGGUGACGUGCCCUGACUGUGCCGUCUGGACAGAUGAAACCACAUCAGAGGUGAACGGGGAAACCAAAAGAAGCAAAAGCAUUUAUCUCUUCACAAGGACUGGAAAACUUGAUCCUUCUCAUCUGGAAGAUUUCAAGAAGCAGGCUGAGUGUCUGGAUUUUUCCUCUGAGUUCCACUAUCCAGAAACUACAAAUCUUUGUCCUGAUGAGCAGGAGGCGGCUGCAGACGUGAAGACUGAAGAACAAUAAAGAAAACACAUCGCCACCUUCAUCCUGACACAUGAAAUCAUUGCUUUCUUAGUGAAAUCUGGAUUAAUAUAUGAUUUUUUAGACAUGAAGAAAGUUCCCAGUGUUACACGUUUGUGUGUAAAACAAUGAGCUACACCCUUCUUUACAUUGUUAAUCAUUGGAUGCUUAACAUUUUCAGUAGAUGCAGCUUGCUGCAGAGACUUAUUUCACAUUUUCUGUCACUGAUUAAAACUUGGAGACAAAUA